Monoraphidium neglectum is the source of this 1323-nucleotide messenger RNA. RefSeq lists its product as hypothetical. NCBI's taxonomy places the organism in Eukaryota, Viridiplantae, Chlorophyta, Chlorophyceae, Sphaeropleales, Selenastraceae. The transcript is spliced from 9 exons. The record is from RefSeq and is a predicted model, not a curated record. Bases 1 to 1323 code for a protein of 440 amino acids.
AUGGGUGUUCUCAUCGGUGUGAUGAUGUGCCUCACAUACUUUGCGUUCACAUAUGCGCGCGUGACAAUGACGGCGUUCACCGUGCUGCCGUCCCGCAGCGUGGCCGUGCGCACCUUCAGGGAGCGCGCCGCCCUGGAGGCCUUCCAGGGCCGCAGCCUGGCCAUGGGACUCAGCGGAUACAUCUUCUUCGGGUCCAGCGUGCUGCUCAGCGAACGGGUCACCCAGCUGGCAAACGAGAUGGUGGCAAAGGGAGCAGAGGCCGCCCGCUUAAUCCUGGCCGCAGGCGCCCUCGGUGGGGGCACUGGCGCGGGCAGCGGCGCGGGGUUUCCUCUGCAGGUGGCGGUGCUGCCGGGCACGGGGGGUGCGGCCUGGGGCGGCCUGGACCCCCUGAAGCUGGCGGCUGUUGUGGAGGGGGCGCCCUGCUACGUGCUCCUGGACUUCAAGCGGGUUCUGGGUGUGGAUGCAACAGCAGCGCAGCUGCUGGGGAGCCUGCGGAGCCUGCUGCGCCAGGCGGGGGUGGAGCUGGUGCUCACGCGCGUGAGGGACGCCACGGUGCGGCGGCUGUUCCUGGCGCACGGACUGAUCGAGCCGGGCGCAGGCGACGAGGAGGCCGGCGGCCACGGGGGCGGCCACGGGGGUGGCCACGGGGGCGGCGGCGGUGACGUGCUGUACUGCCGGGAAUUCCCGACCCUGAGUGAGGGCGAGGAGUACGUGGAGGACAGGCACCUGGCGCUGGUGCGCGCCGCGGGCCUGCUGAGCAGCGGCCAGGACGCCCUGACACUGGACGAGUUCCUGCUGGGCAGCGCACAGGAAUGCCCCCUCUCGGAAGGCCUCGAUGCCGCCGCGGCCGCGGCUGGCUUUGCCGCCUACUCCACCGUGCACACCCUCGAGCCCGGGGCCCUACUCAUGGACUUUGACCAGCCGCCAGACGCAGUCUAUUUGGUGCUGUCGGGCGCGUUCGACGUCGCCAUCAAGCAGUUCAUUGAGCCGGCUGUGGUGGUGAUGUCAGCGGAGGGGGAGAAUGACGUCAGCAAGGCGCCGGGGGCCGCGGCGGGGCGGCCGCGCGACCCCCACGAGCGUCACUUUGCGAGCGGCCCCGGGUCGGUGCUGGGGGCGACGGACUUUGUGCUGAGGCGGCCGCGCAGCUUCCGCGCGGUUGCGGUGGCGCGGAGCGGCGUGGUGGCGGUGGACAGGGCAGGGUACCGCCGGAUGGCGGCGGCGGCGCCGCAGGCGGCAGCGUUCCUGCAGAUGAUUCUCCUGCGUGACGCGGCCCUGGGGGAGGCCUACUCCUACGAGAUCCUGGAGAGGGCCCUGCUGUGCUGA